Molecule: messenger RNA, 2899 nt
Organism: Mesoplodon densirostris (Blainville's beaked whale)
Lineage: Eukaryota; Metazoa; Chordata; Mammalia; Artiodactyla; Ziphiidae
Gene: YTHDF3
Product: YTH N6-methyladenosine RNA binding protein F3
Exons: 6
Coding region: 424-2187 (587 amino acids)
Biological process (GO): mRNA destabilization
Cellular component (GO): cytoplasm
Molecular function (GO): mRNA binding; N6-methyladenosine-containing RNA reader activity
Source: RefSeq, a predicted model, not a curated record
GCGGAAGGUCAGGGAGGCUCAGAGCGGAAGUGAGACUAGGGAGUCUGUCCGCCAUUGUGGGCCCGAGAAGCGGAGAGCGAGAGGGGAGGAGAGCCUGCAAGCGGAAGAGACGGGCCCCUUCCACCGACUCCCGAGUGCGAGGCCCGCUUUCUGGCUUCUUAGCGAGCGGCGGCGGCUGGAAGAGCCUCUCGGCUGAGGGCGGCAGCCAACUGCUGUGAGUGCACGGGGAGAGGCCCAGGCGGCGACGGCGGCGGUAGCAGCAGCAGCUCUCGGGUUGCGGUGAAGAAUGUCAGCCACUAGCGUGGAUCAGAGACCUAAAGGACAAGGAAAUAAAGGUGGGAAAACAUGAUGCACAGAUCUGUUGACUUUCCUAACUUGAUGUAGUCAGGACCAGAGCAAAGAAUCACCUGGCUCCUAAGGCCCAUGUUCUAUCUUGAUUUGACUCUGCUUCAUAGAGCAGGGGAAACAGGCGAAGAAUCAUUUUCAGUACAAAACGGUUCGAUUCAUCAAAAAGAUGCUGUAAAUGAUGAUGAUUUUGAGCCAUACUUGAGUAGCCAGACAAAUCAGAAUAACAGCUAUCCACCAAUGUCAGACCCAUACAUGCCUAGUUACUAUGCGCCAUCCAUUGGAUUUCCAUAUUCUCUUGGGGAAGCAGCAUGGUCCACAGCUGGAGACCAACCUAUGCCAUAUCUGACAACCUAUGGACAAAUGAGUAAUGGAGAACAUCAUUAUAUACCAGAUGGUGUGUUUAGUCAGCCUGGGGCAUUAGGAAAUACCCCUCCAUUUCUUGGUCAACAUGGAUUUAACUUUUUUCCUGGUAAUGCUGAUUUCUCUACAUGGGGGACAAGUGGAUCUCAGGGACAAUCAACACAGAGUUCUGCUUAUAGUAGCAGUUACGGCUAUCCACCUAGUUCUCUUGGGAGAGCUAUUACUGAUGGACAGGCUGGAUUUGGCAAUGAUACUUUGAGUAAGGUGCCUGGCAUUAGCAGUAUUGAGCAAGGCAUGACUGGACUGAAAAUUGGUGGUGACCUGACAGCCGCAGUGACAAAAACUGUAGGAACAGCUUUGAGCAGCAGUGGUAUGACUAGCAUUGCAGCCAAUAGCGUGCCCCCCGUUAGCAGCGCAGCGCCUAAGCCAACCUCCUGGGCUGCCAUUGCCAGAAAGCCUGCCAAACCUCAACCGAAACUCAAACCCAAGGGCAGCGUGGGGAUUGGGGGCUCCGCCGUGCCACCACCUCCUAUAAAACACAACAUGAAUAUUGGAACUUGGGAUGAAAAGGGGUCAGUGGUAAAGGCUCCAGCAGCCCAACCAGUCCUGCCUCCUCAGACUCUAGUCCAGCAGCCUCAGCCGUUAAUUCAGCCGCCACCAUUGGUGCAAGGCCAGCUGCCCCCGCCGCAGCCGCAGCCACAGCCGCAGCCGGGAGCGCAGCCACAGGCCCAGCCUCACCAAGCGCCGCCGCAGCCGCAGCCGCAGCCGCUGCAGAAUCGCUGGCUCGCUCCUCGGAACAGGGGGGCGGGCUUCCACCAGAACAGUGGAGGGGGAGGGGAAAACUUUGGUUUAGGUGUUGUUCCUGCCAGUGCUUCACCUUCAAGUGUAGAAGUGCAUCCAGUGCUGGAAAAGCUAAAGGCCAUAAACAACUACAAUCCCAAAGACUUUGACUGGAACCUGAAGAACGGACGGGUGUUUAUCAUUAAAAGCUAUUCUGAGGAUGACAUACACCGUUCCAUUAAGUACUCUAUCUGGUGUAGUACGGAGCAUGGUAAUAAGCGUUUGGAUGCCGCUUACCGUUCCCUGAAUGGGAAGGGCCCACUCUAUUUGCUCUUCAGCGUGAAUGGCAGUGGACAUUUUUGUGGAGUGGCUGAGAUGAAGUCUGUUGUGGACUAUAACGCGUAUGCCGGUGUCUGGUCUCAGGAUAAGUGGAAGGGCAAAUUUGAAGUUAAAUGGAUCUUUGUCAAAGAUGUUCCCAAUAACCAGUUACGGCAUAUUCGCUUAGAAAAUAAUGACAACAAACCAGUUACCAAUUCAAGGGACACCCAAGAGGUACCCCUAGAAAAAGCUAAGCAAGUGCUUAAAAUAAUUGCUACUUUCAAGCACACCACCUCAAUCUUCGAUGACUUUGCACAUUAUGAAAAGCGUCAAGAAGAGGAGGAAGCCAUGCGUAGGGAGAGAAAUAGAAACAAACAAUAACCAUAUGAAGAUGUCCUGUUAGAAUUAUACAACACUAAUGAUGUAGACUCUGGAAAUGCCUAAUAAGUCAAAGAAGACGUUAUUAAAGCUUUUUUCUGCUUAAGGUGACAUCUUUGAACUCUAACACAGAACUGACUCUUCUUGUAAUGGUUUUCAUCAGCGCAUCUGCCCUUAUACUCUCACCAAACACACUUGAGAACUGUAACUUCGUCAAGCACUUUCUGUCCUGAAGCUUUUACCAGUAUCUGCUGUCUUUUGUAAUUAUGCAUCCUAGCUAAGGCACAGAAGACUGAAUGAAUGCAAGGAUUCAUUAACUCUUUGAAUUUGUUAAAUACUAACAGUUAACCAUUAGAAGUGGUUCAAUGAUGUAAGAGUCACACUGCUUCAACUUUUUCUUUGUUGUAGUUUUUAAAUUGUCAAUUUUUAGCUAUUUGACAGAUUAAAAGCAAAAUAAUCAUGCCAUAUUUAGUCCUGGAGUUCAAGUCUAAAUGUUUAUGUGAAAAUUAUUGUAGUAAACUUUUAAUAUGGCAAAGCAACCUUAUGCUCUAUUUUAGCCAAAUGAAACAUAAUCUGAGAUUAUAUUAGAACAUUUCCCUUGUCUUCAAACUGUUUGGUGUAACAGAAUAUUGAUAUGCAGCUUGGUGGAUUUCACCAGUUAAUGCACAUUCUUCUCCCUCCCUCCUUCCCCCAAUAAUAUGUAGACUGAAAAAUG